GUGGUGCGUCAUCAUUAGGCAUAAACACACAGUACACCAUAACAUCAGCGGUGUGGAGGGUCUCUUGGAAGGGGAGACUUGGAUCGCAAAGAUUUAUGACUUGGAAUGUGUGAAGUAUCCAUAUAACUGGGGUGAUACAGAAGCAAAACUACCCAAGGGAGGUAGAAUAUGAAUAUCUCUUUUGCCGGUUGCGGUUUUUUAGGAAUUUACCACGUUGGAGUUUCCAGUUGUCUCCGAGUGCAUUCACCUCAUCUGUUAGAUGACCCUAACUUCAAAUUACUAGGAGCAAGUGCUGGCGCUAUAGCUGCUGUUUGUUUGAUUUCUGGGUGUCCUCUAGGAGAGUGCACCAAUUAUGUCCUUCGUGUAGCAACCAAAGCCAGAUCCAGAUCUCUAGGGCCUUUGCAUCCAAGUUUCAAUAUUGUCAAACUUUUACAAGAUGGGCUCAAUGAAAUUCUGCCACCAAAUGCGCAUGAAAUCUGCACCAACAGAGUUUAUAUCUCUAUGACAAGGGUUUCAGACAGAGCCAACAUUAUAGUGUCUCAGUAUGAUACAAAAGAGGACCUCAUUCAGGCUUUGCUUUGCAGUGCUCACAUCCCUUUCUACUCUGGUUUACUGCCUCCAGCCUUUAAGGGAGUGAGAUGUGUGGAUGGCUGUCUCAGUGAUAACUUACCUGUAUUUGAUGAGAACACUGUGACAGUGUCUCCAUUUUGUGGCGAAACAGAUAUCUGUCCAGAUGACAACUCUGCAAAUUUCCUCCAUGUCAACCUGGCCAACACUAGCAUGCAGUGUACAUCUAAUAAUUUGUACAGACUUUCACGGGCUCUCUUCCCUCCUCAUCCUGAGAUACUAAGUGAAAUGUGCAGGCAGGGUUUUGAUGAUGCUCUUAAAUAUCUGCAGAGAAACACCUUGAUCAGCUGUGUGCGUCACUUCAGCAUUAAGUCCAGUAUCAGCCAGUGUCCCCCAGAGAGCCAAGUCAGUGGAGAGACCAGUGACUAUGACAGUGAAAGUGACCUUGAUGACCAUGAUGACCAUGACCCAGACACAUGUCAUGAGUGCAAGAAGAAGGUCCAAGUGGCUCUCAUAGAUAGUCUUCCCCUUCCUGUAGCUGGAGCACUGCAAGCAGCCUGUGAUUCUAUGAACAGUAACAUAUACACAAGGCUAACUAACAGGAAGACCUUUCGUUUACUGUCCCUGAUGACAUCUCCAUUAACACUGCCAGUUGAGAUGAUAUUUCACUAUUCAGUCAGGUUUCUGGAGUGGGUGCCAUAUCUCCCAGCAGAUGUCAGGUGGACAAUAAGGGAGUUUGUCCAGUUAAUUCAGUUGUUAAGACACAAGAUUGAGCAUAACCGCCAUCAAUAUAGUGCAAGGUUCACCUGCCAGUUGGCCAUAAGUGAUGCAUAUGAUGCUGAGGAGCCUGGUUAUGUUCCUGACACACAGUCCGACUAUAAAACAUACACAGCAUCAAAACAUUUACGCCACUGGGAUAUCUGUGUUGAGAGAGAAAACUCCAACCCAUACGAUGUCCCGUUGCCAUGCCACGAUCCAAUACCUCAGAUCUUCCACAGAGUUAGUCAUAUACGCCACAAAUUAGAGGAGGACCAUCACCACCAUCUUGAGGUGCAUGCUAGAAACCCACACAGGGAUUUUCAUGGGGAAAUUUCCACAGGGUCACCAAUAGGUGGCAGCCCCCACAAAGAUGAUAUGUGUGAACAGCUGGUGGAUACAUUUGAACACUGUCUCCAUGAAGCCAACCAGCAGGAGGCAGUGUUGGCUUAUUAUUACUUAGACGAGGACCAGAAGCUGAAAGUGACAGAAAUAUUCAGUGUGGUGGCUGAUUCUUCAGGAGCUGGCACAGAUAGUGCCUUUUGUAGUGACACUUCCAAAAAUAUAACAUCUAGUCCUUUGUCUUUGUCCACCUCCCCAAAGUCCCAGCUGGAACUUAGCUGGGACAACUACGUGGAAAUGAAAUCUGAUGGAGAGUUUGGAUAUGAAAUUGGAAAUUCCAGGUGGAUUGACAAUUCAAAAAACGAUGAUAGCCCCAUAGAAAUAUUAGAAAAUCCCAGGUGGAUGGAUGACUUGUUAAGUGAUGAGUGUCCCAUAGAGCCAUAUGCCCAUACUGGAUUUUCAACACCCGAAUAUGAUUCUGAUGAGAUUUUGUCAGAUCUCAGACAGUCCCUUGAAGAAACAAAUCAACAGUCAACAGACACAUUAUGAAAGCUUCUUCCGAACAACUUUUCUUCCAUUGGUUAUCAUAUUUCAGGUUGCCUUUAUUAAUCAAUGAAAAAUGGUCGAAUGUUACAUGUUAAUACAUAAAUGCAUUUUUUAUAUCAUGUAAAAGAAUAAAUUAAAAAUACAUUAUCAAAUAAUAUUUACAGAUAUUUUACAAUGAUUCCUGCUCAAUAUGAUUUCCUAAUUGAAAGAUCCAUUCUCAUUUAUUUAUUUAUUUAUUUAUUUUCUUUGUGUGUUGCCAAGCUUCUGACUAUUUGUUUCCGUAGACGGUGGAACUGUAGUAGUCUUAUAAUCGGACUGCAUUGUUCCCACUGCACGUUGGCGGUGAAGGACACUUUCAGGUUUACAGUGCAUACAUGUCUAGACCAAAUUAGCCACUAAAAAGCAUGUUCAUUAAUUUUCUUCCUUUGACUAAUUGAUUGCUUUAUAUGGCUAUGAUUUGCCUGUGAUGUUGCUGGAUUUUUUUUAAAAUAUUUGACUAAUUUUGGACGCCAGGUUAUUUAGAUUAGAAUUUUUGUGUUAAUUAUACUAAUGCACAGUUUUGUGUUUUAAGGUGCUAGCUUAUCUAUAUGAUAAUUACAGAAUAAUUAUCGCCAAAUAUGUAGCUAUAAAUUUUAUUAACAUAAUAGAUAGGUCGGAGGUCAGAAUACGAUUUAGGAAGACGUGAGGUAUUCGGAUUAUUGGUUCUCAGAUUAUAUAAGAAAAUGAAUGCAUUUUUCUAACUAUAAUAAUAAUAUACAUGUAGUUAUGUUGAACGCAUACCAAUUAAUUGUUAACUGUUUUAUAUUCUGCGCUAACAAAGGUGUUAUAUGUGGGACUGGAUUCUCUCUUUAUGCCGUGUUCACUACUACUAUUGUACGUAGACUUACAUAUUGCACUACCUCCGUUUGUUUAGUUUCGUGAAGGUAAAGCUGCAGUAAAGUUUGAAGGGGGGGGGGGUACCACGUAACGCACAGUAAAUUCAUUUACAAGCUUUCUAUAUAUGGAGUCGGACAGUAAGUACGACCCAUUGGUUGAAAUGGGACAGUAGAGAGGACAUUUAACUAUGGUAUACAUUGGUUUCCAUAGAAGAUAUAUUUAUAUUUAUGUAAACGCAUGGUUCUUCCCACUUUUAUGUCAUCCAUCUGUUCAUUAACUACUAGUCAAAAAUAAAUGCAAAUUCUUUUUCGUAAUCAA
Messenger RNA from Lingula anatina, 3405 nucleotides. RefSeq names its product patatin-like phospholipase domain-containing protein 2. Gene Ontology annotation, molecular function: triacylglycerol lipase activity. The record is from RefSeq and is a predicted model, not a curated record. Gene Ontology annotation, biological process: lipid homeostasis; triglyceride catabolic process. NCBI's taxonomy places the organism in Eukaryota, Metazoa, Brachiopoda, Lingulata, Lingulida, Lingulidae. Gene Ontology annotation, cellular component: cytoplasm; membrane; lipid droplet.